AAUCAAAUGGUGCAGUUUGACCUGAGCACUUGAAACAUUGUUGUCCAUUGAACUGUAUUUAGAUAGUACAAUGCUAUUUUAUGCUACAAGACUUCAAACCUUUUUUCCCUCACAGAAACUGUCUUUUAAAUUGUGCAGCCUAUCGCAUGCUAGAUUACACUUUAUCACAACAGAAUUGAUCAAACCACUUGACCGAUCACUAUGGUACUCUACUAAAACUUCCAUUAAAAGCCCUUUAAAAGCCAAGUCCAAAUAUAAAUCUUUUCAACUCAAGAAACUAUUACCCAAAGACUUUAAACCUUUUCCCAUUCCUAAAAACAAAAAAAUAAGAUGGACUCAAGACGAAGACCAGCGCUUAAUGCUAUUGUAUGCCACUAGAAAACAAAAAUUAUCUGGGUUCAAGGAAGCCAGUCAAACUCUCUUGGAUCAUUUUUCUGCUCAGUUUCCUAAUCGUACGACGGCUGCUGUUACUAGCCGAUUGUAUUAUCUGAGGCACAGGUUUUCAACCAUCUCGACCAAAUUGAACGAGAGCGAAGUAAAGUUUGUUUAUGAUCAGAUUGACUUGCAAAAGCUAGAACAUCAAGCUCAUGCCGAUGCUGUUGCAAGGGGUGAGCCAGUCAAGGAUUUAAAGGUGCAUCAUAAACGAAAAUGGGCAGAUGGUGAGUUUAGACCAAACUGGGAGGCUAUUGCAAGACGUCUUGGCCGGCGUGGGGCAGAGUUGAAAAAUCAAAUAAUAGGUCUUCAUAGUCCAGCCACAAAAAAGGGGCCUCACUCAAAGAGCGAAGUUGACUAUAUGGUGAAAGAGUGUAAAAAGGCUGCCAAAAAAGGAGAGCAAGUCAACUGGACAGAGUGUGGCAGACAUUUGAAUCGAUUGCCUUCCCGGCUGUUUAAUAGCUUCAGCAAAUUGUUGUACUAG
This is a messenger RNA of Batrachochytrium dendrobatidis JAM81, 916 nucleotides long. RefSeq lists its product as uncharacterized. The record is from RefSeq and is a predicted model, not a curated record. NCBI's taxonomy places the organism in Eukaryota, Fungi, Chytridiomycota, Chytridiomycetes, Rhizophydiales. The coding region runs from base 71 to 916 and encodes 281 amino acids. The transcript has a single exon.